This is a messenger RNA of Knipowitschia caucasica, 225 nucleotides long. Lineage: Eukaryota; Metazoa; Chordata; Actinopteri; Gobiiformes; Gobiidae. The record is from the annotation of a GenBank genome assembly.
AUGGAGUCCAAUACAGGAGCCGGAGUGCAGUAUGACCGCUGGAACGAGGACAACAUCAAUGUGGACGUGGAAGCAGGACAGUCCUCUCUGACUAGGAUGUACAGCCGAGUGUGUGGGAGCAGUGCAGGGGUCGCUGUGAAGGCUGCUGGGGCUCUGGCUGCUCUGCUCGCCCUCUACAUCCUCGGAUAUGUGACAGGAUUCUAUGUCCACAAGUGUGGAGUAUAG